Molecule: messenger RNA, 1710 nt
Organism: Penicillium taxi
Lineage: Eukaryota; Fungi; Ascomycota; Eurotiomycetes; Eurotiales; Aspergillaceae
Product: putative extracellular protein
Exons: 1
Coding region: 1-1710 (569 amino acids)
Source: RefSeq, a predicted model, not a curated record
AUGAAGGCAUCGUUCGUUUUUGGUCUGCUAGCCAGCACGGCAUCAGCACACAUGCAAAUGUCGAAGCCCUAUCCCAUUCGCAGUCCUUUGAAUACAGCGUCGUCAGAGCAGAAGGAUUAUUCUUACAACAAUCCACUCUCAACGUCAGGCUCAGAUUAUCCUUGCAAAGGAUAUGCCCACGACACCUUUGUCUCACAGGCUACCUACCAGCCUGGUUCACAAUAUACCAUGGAGCUGUCAGGAAGUGCCACCCACUCUGGUGGAUCUUGUCAACUUGCAUUGACAUACGAUCUUGGAAAGACGUUCCAUGUCAUUGAGUCCAUGCUCGGCGAGUGCCCCAUUUCUCAGAAGUACGACUUCAAGAUUCCAUCCGAUGCUCCUUCUGGUAAUGCCCUUCUUGCUUGGACUUGGUUCAACAAGGUUGGUAACCGUGAGAUGUAUAUGAAUUGUGCUAUGGUUUCCAUCGGCGGCAGCUCGAAUCGCAAUAAGAUUGGAGCAGGCAAUUCUGUCAAGAAGAUUGGCGGCUACCACGCUCUUAAUGAGCCAAUGGCCAUGGACAUGACUGCGGAUGAGAUGUCAGAUAUGGGCCAAAGCGAUUACAACAAGCGCGAAGUGCAAAAGGCUCUUACCAGCUUUGGUAGCCUGCCUGAGCUUUUCGUUGCUAAUGCCGGUCAGGCUUCUGGAUGCGUUACCAUUGAGGGCGAGCCAGUGAAUUUCCCCCAACCAGGUGACAAUGUCGUUGGUACCGCAAGUGGUACUGGAUACAAGUGCUCCGGUACUGCUCCCUUCCUUGCAGGCAGUGGCAGUUCUGGCUCCUCUGGAUCGUCUUCAUCCAGCUCCUCUACUUCUUCCACCACUACCAGCAGCAGCAGCUCUUCCGUCGCUGCUGCCCCCAGCACCCUUAUCACUUCCGCUUCUUCUUCUAGUUCUGCUGCUCCUAUCGCUCCUGCGCCUACCAGCUCCUCGUCUUCCCAAGUUGCUGCUGCCCCCGCCGCUGCUGCGCCUACCAGCUCAUCGUCUUCGGAAGCUGCCGCUGCCCCCGCCGCUGCUGCGCCUACCAGCUCUUCGUCUUCCGAAGCUGCCGCUACCCCCGCCGCUCCUGCGCCUACCAGCUCCUCAUCUUCCGAAGCUGCUGCUGCCCCUGCUGCUGCUGCGCCUACCAGCUCAUCGUCUUCCGAAGCUGCUGCUGCCCCUGCUAGUUCCACUUCAAGCAGUACCGCUCCUGCCACCACUAGUGAUAGCACCGAUACUGAUGACGAUGGUACCGAUAACAGCGAUGAUUUCCUGGCUGACCUCACAUCUGCCCUUGGUGAUUACGUUGGUGGCUCUCGUGUUGGCGGAACUAAUGAUGUUGAGGGCACUAAGGCUAAGCAAGCUACCCAGGCUGAGGAAGAUACCAAGGCCGUUGACUCAACUAAAGCCAUGGACAGCAUUGAUACUGUCGAUGAAACAAAGGCUUUCGGUGGAGCAAAGGCUGUCGAUGGAACAAAGGCUAUGGGUGGAGCUCAAGCCAUGGCUGGUACCCAAGCUUCUACCAACAACGCAUUUUCCAGCUACGUCGGCACCUACACAUGUAAAGAUGGGGAAAUCAUCUGCUCGCCAGAUGGCUAUAGCUGGGCUCUGUGUGACCACAGUCAUCCCGUUUUCAUGGGCCCUGUAGCUCGUGGCACUGAGUGCCGCUCUGGUGGCAUUGUCAGAGCCGCUUGGUAA